Thalassophryne amazonica is the source of this 1210-nucleotide messenger RNA. Its product is annotated as lysophosphatidylserine lipase ABHD12-like. Gene Ontology annotation, cellular component: endoplasmic reticulum membrane. The record is from RefSeq and is a predicted model, not a curated record. Gene Ontology annotation, molecular function: phosphatidylcholine lysophospholipase A1 activity; monoacylglycerol lipase activity. NCBI's taxonomy places the organism in Eukaryota, Metazoa, Chordata, Actinopteri, Batrachoidiformes, Batrachoididae. Gene Ontology annotation, biological process: monoacylglycerol catabolic process; phosphatidylserine catabolic process. The transcript has 12 exons.
AUGCCAGGAUUGAAGAAAGCGGUGUUAUUUCGGAUCACAGUCUACGCUGCAGUGCCUGAAGUUGUCUAGAUAUUUCCCUGGAUACUGGGCCACGCUAUCUAUGCUCAUGUGUUACGGAUUCCAUUCUUUGUGGAUCUUGGUGCACCUGAAAAUGUGCUGAACCACACGUGUAACUUCUACCUCAACACAGAGGACAGCAUCUCAGUUGGUGUGUGGCAUACCCUCCCUGCCAGCCAAUGGGAGAAUGUUGCAGGGAGAAGCCACGAGUGGUACCGGGAGGCGCUGGGAGACGGGCGUCCUGUUAUUAUCUAUCUCCAUGGCAACGUGGGGACCAGGGCUUUAUGUCACAGAGUAGAACUAGUGAAGAUCUUAAGUGCUGCAGGGUAUCAUGUUUUGUCUUUAGACUACAGAGGUUUUGGAGACUCCAGUGGAGAGCCGAGUGAAGCCGGACUGACCACUGAUGCCUUCUAUCUGUAUCACUGGCUAAAGAAGCAGUUGCAACAGUACUGCCCUGAAAAUACAAGAGCAAGAGGUCUAUCAGGGUCUGGGGUUCAUGCUGUAAUACUCGAAGCUCCAUUCACAAGAACUGGACAUGUUGCUGCCAACCAUCCACUUACAAAGAUAUACAUGCUCCUUCCAGGCUUUGAAAGCUUGCUUUGGAAAAUAUUGGAAAUGAACAACAUUGUAUUUGCCAGUGAUAAUAAUUUAAAGAUGCUGAUCUGCCCACUUCUUGUACUGCAUUCGGAGGAUGAUGACAUUGUGCCAUAUCACAUGGGUCUAAAGCUGUACCAGAUAGCUCUUCAGACCCAGAAAGAACAGAACAACAAGGUUCAGAUGAUCACCUACAGUGCAGGUCUUGGAUUCUCCCACAACAACAUUUACUUGGACCCCGAGCUGCCAAAUGUUGUUGGGAGAUUUCUUCAAAAUGCAAAGCAGUAGAGACGAGUUAGAACUUUUCGUUGAUGCAUCUUUUUUUAUUAAAUUCAGAGUCAGGAUUUCUGCACUGUGCCAUAUAGGCAUCGAAAGCUAGUGAAAACAAUGGUCAAAAUACUAAUAUUGUAUUUUAAUAUUUCUAAAAUUAUCCCCUUUAAACUCUAUCAGAAAACAAAUCUCUACAACAUGACAAAGAAAAAUAUCAAAGUCAAAAUAAUGGGGUGCAUAAGUAAUGGCACCCUUUAGUACAACAAGUAAAUCAUCACUUUUACAGCCA